ACAUACCUAACCUAGGAUCUACUAGAUCGGUCUUGGCAAAGAUUCAAGACUCCAUACCGAAAUUUCAUCUCUAUGGCUUCCGAGGUCAUUUCGCCCCUUCACGUUGCGUAACGUCGUACAUUGUGUGAGACAUUGUAUAACAAUACGUGUAACAACUUCAGAACUUCCACGGUCUCUUAGCUGUGGUCGUUAUAUAAGUCUUGCCUUGCCUUGUCUUGUCUUGUCUUGUCUUGUCAAUCAGUAGACUCAUCCCGAAGCCGUCUAUGUAGAAUUGAAUGUCUAACAGGUUAUUUGCUACGUACCCGUAUUAGGUAUUAGGCUUCGUAUCCGCAUGGACGUGAAUUAUACAUUCGUGAACCUUCAGGUACUUAGCCGUCUAUUCAACGACGUCAACACACGUCCCGAUCUACGUACGUAGUGCUACUAAACCCUCAAUGGGUCGUCCAGAGCCGCUACCGUCCCGGCCGCAGCGUCGACGUAUAACUACCGCGAGCACCAUCUUUACAAUAUUACUCAUAACGCUAUUAUGCUUCACGCGUUAUAGCCAACAACUACUGCCCAUAGUGCCAGCAAUAAUGACGCAAGACGCCCAAUCUCAAUCUCAAUCUCAACCUCACCCUCACCCUCACCCUUCCUUCACGAAGCCAACUCUCCUCGCCUCCUUACCUCCCUCCGCCCUACCCAAACCCCAUGCCGGCCUCGACUCGCCUCGCCUGAUCAUGAUCGGUGACGUGCACGGGCAGCUCGACGCACUGGAUGCGUUGCUCACCAAAGUUGGGUACUCGCGCGCGCGAGGCGACACGGUCGUCUUCACGGGGGACAUGGUGAACAAGGGCCCAGACAGCGGGGGCGUAGUCGACCGCGCCGUCGAGAUGGGCGCGUACAGCGUGCGCGGCAACCACGAAGACCGCGUGUUGCGGGCCUGGGCUGAAAUGCAGGCCGAUGCAAACACAGAUACAGAUACGGAUACGGACACGGACAUAGACGAAGAAGCGGGAGGGGACGCCGAGGCAGAAGGGAAGAAAAGGAAGAAGAACCACGGGCAUAAGCACAAGCAUAAGAGUAAGAAGGGAGACCGCAAAACGGCAAAGAGCCUCACGUCCGCCCAGCGCUCCUGGCUCGCCGCGCGGCCCGUCAUCCUGCGCGUUGGCGCCAUAUCUCCGUAUUACGGGGACGUGGUGGUUGUGCACGGGGGUCUGGUCCCCGGCAUAGCGCUCGAGAAGCAAGACCCGCAGGUAGUCAUGAACAUACGAACCCUCAUUACGCCUUCCUCUUCCUCUUCCUCUACCGAAUCCCUCCUCGAUCCAUCUAUCGCCUCCUCUUCACACCCACACCUAAAGCCGAGCGAAGGCCGCGAAGGACACCCUUGGUCCAAGGUGUGGAACACGCUGGAGAAAGAGAAGCGCAAGAAGGGACGCCACGGGACGCCGACAACAACCGUAAUCUACGGCCACGACGCCAAGACCGGCCUCAGCAUACGGCGGUACGCGUUCGGACUGGACAGUAAUUGUGCGCGAGGCGGGGAGCUAACAGCGCUUGUAUUCGAGCCGACUUCCCCUUCCACCACCGACUCCGACUCCGACUCCCCAGACAGCAGCAACGACAGCAACAACGGCGAAAAUACAGAAAUAACAGCGUCCGAAAAGCUCGAGCAGACCAAACACGGCAUAGCGCACCGAAUCGUCAGCGUAGCCUGUCGACCACGUUAGUAAACUUGACGUAAUAAUACACCGGAACGAGGACCAGGGCGAGGAAGAAGCCUAGGGUAAGCAGGAUGAGGAGGAGCAGGCCGACAAUGGUGAAGAGGAAGGCGAAUAGAGAGGCCCAGAAAGCCAUGGAUAGAAAACCCAUUGCGUCUGUGGUUGGCUGGGCUUGGAUUGGAUCCUUAGAUCGGUAACGUUUAUUUAUCAGGGUUAUUUGGCUAGAGAGAUAACGAUGGUAAUGGUGUGCAGUGGACAGUGGGCGGUGGUAUGAUCUUGUUGGGAGAUCAUAGGCAUCUAACCCGACGUAUCUGCAUAUUCAUAAUGCAUGGCGGGGGCGUUUCUGCGUUUGUGUACCAGUAAUACCAAUUUUCAUAUAUCCUACUACCUAAGGCAGGUUAUCCGAUACCAAUACAGUACCUAAUAAAGAGAUAUUUCGACUCGUCACAUUUUGCGUGGUAUUCCAUACGACAUCGAAGAUUG
Daldinia decipiens is the source of this 2183-nucleotide messenger RNA. Its product is annotated as Metallo-dependent phosphatase. Lineage: Eukaryota; Fungi; Ascomycota; Sordariomycetes; Xylariales; Hypoxylaceae. Gene Ontology annotation, molecular function: endopolyphosphatase activity; phosphatase activity. Gene Ontology annotation, biological process: polyphosphate catabolic process. The coding region runs from base 435 to 1709 and encodes 424 amino acids. The transcript has 2 exons. The record is from RefSeq and is a predicted model, not a curated record. Gene Ontology annotation, cellular component: cytoplasm.